Messenger RNA from Anoplopoma fimbria (sablefish), 3631 nucleotides. RefSeq names its product transcriptional regulator QRICH1-like. The transcript is spliced from 12 exons. The record is from RefSeq and is a predicted model, not a curated record. NCBI's taxonomy places the organism in Eukaryota, Metazoa, Chordata, Actinopteri, Perciformes, Anoplopomatidae. The coding region runs from base 208 to 2442 and encodes 744 amino acids.
UGUUCUAAGAUGGCGCCCAGCGAAAUAUGAGUAGUUGAGGAAAAAUAUAAAACUACAAGUAGCAAUCUAACGAAAAUAAACACAAUUAAAUAAUAGAUAACAGUAGGACCUCGCGCAGCUGUUUGUGGGAAGAGGAGCCCCGUCUCGAGCCCAGAGGAAGUGGUGGACGAGAGAUUCCUCUUAUAGAAGAAGAAACUGCCAGCAGCGAUGAAUAACCUGGAUGGAUCAGGCUCCUAUGAGGAGCUUGUGAGGCAGAAGGCUCGGAGCAUCCCUCAGCAUCGCAUGAAGGAGUUCCUGGAGUCCUUGGCCAGCAAGGGUCCAGAUGCCCUGCAGGAGUUCAGCCAGCAAGACGGAGAUACCACGACCACCACCACCACUAUGGUCUACCAACAGGAGGCCAACUGCAUCUACACAGACAGCACAGAGGUGGCCGGGUCAUUGUUGGAGCUGGCUUGUCCGGUUCAGGUGCAGGUCCAGCAGCAACAGAUACAGGAGACUCAGCAGCAGUCUGUACAACAGAAUCAAGAGCAACAGAUUGUGCAGGUGCAGAUUCAGGGCCAGCAGCAAGGUCAAAUGCUGGGUCAGGUCCUCCAAGUGCCCUCUGGCCCCCAUCAACACCUUCAAGGUGUGACCACUGCACAGCUGAUUCAGCCUGGGGAUCUUACUGAGGAGCAGCAUCAACAGCUGCAAGCCCAGUUGGUGGCAGCCGUUGCAGGAGGACAACAGAUCCAAAUCCAGACAGUGGGGGCCCUGUCACCCACCCAGCAGCAGGACAAUAUUGAGAGGAGAAUACUGGGAACCACUGUUGCCACCUCACAGGGGGGAGGUGUCCUCCAGCCAGCCAAAAAGCGUAAGGUUGACAUGCCCAUCACUGUGUCCUACGCCCUGCCUGGUCAGCAAGUAGCCACGGUUCUGGCUAUCCCCCAGGGUCAGGGCCAGCAGCAGAGUUACGUGUCCCUGCGGCCGGACCUCCUAACUGUGGACAGCUCCCACCUUUACAGUGCUACAGGCACCAUCACCAGUCCCACAGGGGAGACCUGGACAAUCCCUGUUUACUCUGCUCCUGCCGGCUCCGGAGGCCGUGAGCAGGUCACACACAUUGCCAUCCCCCAGGAAGCCUAUGGAACAGUGCAGGUUUCGGGGCCAAACACUACAACAAUGACCACAAUGCCAACGCAAGUUACUGUCGAAAAUGACAAGAUGAAAAGUCAAAGUCAGACAGCGCAGGCCGUUUCCAGCAUCACAAGCUCCGGGGGAAUGGGAGGCCAGGAAGAAGUGGUACACACGCUGUCUGCAAACACGCUGUUCCCUGCACAGCUGAUGAAUGGAAACAUCCACAUCCCAGUAGCAGUACAGGGCUACUCCAACACUACACAGUCCCUCAUCUGGGAUCCACAGCAGCAGGUGCUGCACACACAAGGACUGUCUGGGCAGGAUGCACAGCAGCUGCAGGUGCUAACACAGGGUCAUACAGUGGUAGCAGAGGUUGAUGGCCAGCAACAGGUUCAAGUGCAGGAGCUGCUGCUGCCGGCCACUCUGAAGCCAGAGGAGGGGCUGGAAGUGUGGCGGCUUUGGGCUCAGCGGAAAAAUGCAGAGUUGGAAAAAUCAGACACAAACAAACUAGCCCCAAUUGGCCGACGCCAGGUGCUGCGUUUCCAGGAGGACUUGGUGUCGUGUGCGGUGGCUGAGCUCUGCAUGGGUCUCUCUUUGAUGACAACAGAAGCUCGAGGGUUGGAGGAGGAAUCUUAUGAGGCUGAUGUUCUCUACUAUGUAUUUCUUUGCAUACAAAAAUAUCUGUUUGAUAACGGUCGAGUGGACGACGUAUUCUCAGAUCAGUACUACACUCGCUUCGCUCACAGUUUGCACCAGAUCCUGGAGCCUUGGAGAUCGUCUAUUCAUCCGCUAGGUUAUAUUAUCCCCAGUCAUGUGACGGAGGAGAUGCUGUGGGAAGGGAAACAGCUGGGAGCUCAUUCUCCCUCCACGCUGCUCACAACUCUAAUGUUCUUCAACACCAAGUAUUUCCACCUGAAGACAGUGGAACAGCAUCUAAAAGUGGCCUUUUCUAAGGUGCUGAGACACACGAGGAAGAGUCCCAACAACCCCAAAGACAAGAGCACCAGCAUCCGAUACCUGAAGUCAACAGAGAGGUUCAUAGGGCAGAAAGUCACAGACGACAUGUACUCGGAGCAGCUGGAGGACCCAGAGAACCCGCUGCGAUGUCCCAUCAAGCUCUACGAUUUCUACCUCUUUAAAUGUCCGCAGAGCGCUAAAGGUCGCAAUGACACCUUCUACCUGACUCCGGAGCCCGUGGUGGCUCCGAACAGCCCCAUCUGGUACUCCACUCAACCCAUCUCUAAAGAACAGCUGGAACAGAUGCUCGCCCGCAUCCUCGUCAUCCGCGAGAUCCAGGACGCUAUAAACAUGUUGGAGAGCGUGCACUAGUUCUGACUGGAGGAGAACCGUAAAUGGGACUAGACUCUCUUUCUCUUCACCCAGCCUUUUGAUUGCUCAUUAUCGGUAGUUUUCUAUCCUCUCACACCCUCUUGUGGUCUUUAAGGGUGGCAUGUAUAUGUUUAUAUUCAUUAAGUGUCAGCAUAUUUACAUUCACGGGACUGUACAUACAACAAAUACAGCUAAGAAUUUGUCUUAUUGAGGCGACCUCUCAACCUUUUUUUUGUUUGUUUUUUUUGGCCAAAGGAUGUCUGAUCUUUUUUAUUUGGACCUGAACUCUAAUUUAAAUGUUAUUUUUAUCUGUUGGUUAUCCUUUUUUACCAAUAGUUUUUGUAUUGCCCCUGUUAGUUUUAAUCUGUAAUAUAUUUCAUAUAUAUUUUCACUGGGGUGGGUCUUUGCUAUGCUGCUUUUCAUAGACAUCCUUAUUUGUUGUUCAACUUUUCCCCCUCAUCUGCCUUGAUCACUGUUAAGUGUCACAGUGAAUACCACAGUGGUAUUAAAACUACAUUUAUUAGCAUACCAUAGGUUAAAAGCUAAUAUUUUCAAAUUGUGUGAAUUCUCCCUUGUUCUUUGUAUUUCACUCGUCUUGUUUUGAGAUUGAGUUCACACACGGACACACCGAAUUCCGGAGAUGAGUCACUUGUUAGUGACCGCCGCCUGCAUGCUGUUGGACCAGCUCAGCAUUUUAUCAAAUCACAUGAGGACACAGACUUUAUUGCAAUACAGUGUUGACACUCGCCCCGCAGCUACUAGCACUUUCCACAUGGUGGAGAUGCGGCAGAAGGAAGUGCUGGACUCCUGAUCCUCCUUCUUUUCCCGCAUCGCCAGUCCAUCACAAACCCCCAAAAACUCACCUGGAUGAGUUGCCUAAUGUAUCAUACAUGUUUAUUACACGACAGAUGAGAGACUCUUUAAAAAAAGCGGGUUAGCCCUUUUUAUGUUCUAUAAUGUAAAAUACUCAUAGCUCCUUCAUGUACUGUAAAUGAAUGGCAGGAGAAUGGCAGUGCCUGUGUGUUUUUGAAAACAUGACCUUUUUUGUACAGCCACUAUGCCAUGUGUCUGCCUUUUCUAGCAAUAUCUGCUACCAGUUCUGCACAUGCAUCCUUUACAAAAACUAAAAGUGUGAUUAUAAAAUAAUGCACAACGAUUUAAAAAUCAAGAAAAUAAAAACUAAUCUUGU